CCGCAUACCCGUGCGACCCGAGUUGAAGGGUUCUGGCUUUUUGGACGAGUUCCGAAGAGGGGGGUUGGGGUUUUGAUUUUGGGGACUGUUAAAGGAAGCAAAAAAAAAAAAAAAAAAAAAACGCGUUUUAAAACAUGGCAACGGUAUUAAUAAAGUCACUUUGCAAGGCAAAGGCACUCCAUCAGGCUGGGCGCAUGUGUUACUCCACAUCAGCGCCAACAACCAAGCUGUUCAUAGAUGGGAAGUUUGUGGAAUCUAAGACUUCAGAAUGGGUGGACAUCCACAACCCUGCCACCAACGAGGUUAUUGGACGGGUCCCCAAAGCCACCCAGGCGGAGAUGUUGGCUGCAGUGGACUCCUGCUCGAGGGCCUACCACUCCUGGUCGGAGACUUCCAUCUUGACCCGUCAGCAGAUCUUCUUGCGCUAUCAACAGCUCAUCAAGGAAAACAUUAAGGAGUUGGCGAAGCUGAUCACGCUGGAGCAGGGCAAGACGCUGGCUGAUGGCGAGGGGGACGUAUUCCGUGGAUUGCAGGUGGUGGAGCACGCCUGCGGCAUCACCUCCCUCAUGCUGGGAGAGACGUUACCGUCCAUCACCAAGGACAUGGACACCCACACCUACCGGCUGCCGCUUGGCGUAUGUGCCGGCAUCACGCCCUUCAACUUCCCGGCUAUGAUCCCUCUCUGGAUGUUUCCCAUGGGCAUGGUUUGUGGCAACACAUAUUUAUUGAAGCCCUCCGAAAGGGUGCCUGGAUGCGCAAUGCUGCUGGCCAAAAUGCUGCAGGAUGCUGGAGCUCCUGAUGGAACCCUCAAUAUCAUACACGGCCAGCAUGAAGCUGUAAACUUCAUUUGUGAUCAUCCUGCCAUCAAGGCCAUAAGUUUUGUGGGCUCCAACCAAGCUGGGGAGUACAUUUACGAGAGAGGCUCUAAGAACGGCAAGAGGGUGCAGUCCAACAUGGGAGCAAAGAACCACGGUGUGGUGAUGCCUGAUGCCAACAAGGAGAACACACUAAACCAGCUGGUGGGGGCAGCCUUCGGGGCAGCAGGCCAGCGUUGUAUGGCCCUGUCGACCGCCAUACUGGUGGGUGAGGCCCGCAGCUGGCUGCCCGAGCUGCUGGAGCGCGCCAAGGCACUACGCGUCAAUGCAGGUGACCAGCCAGGGGCGGAUGUGGGGCCCCUGAUCACACCCCAGGCCAAAGCCCGUGUGGAAAGCCUGAUCCAAAGCGGCGUGGAUGAGGGUGCCACUCUGCUGCUGGAUGGGCGCAACGUUCAAGUCAAGGGCUACGAGAACGGCAACUUUGUGGGGCCGACCAUCCUGAGCAAAGUCACGCCCCAGAUGAAGUGCUACACGGAAGAGAUCUUCGGGCCGGUGCUUCUCGUCCUGGAGGCCGACAGCCUGGAUGAGGCUGUCGGAAUUGUUAACAAGAACCCCUACGGCAAUGGCACGGCCAUCUUUACCACCAAUGGGGCUACAGCCCGCAAAUACACGCAUGAGGUGGAGGUGGGCCAGGUCGGUGUGAACGUCCCCAUCCCGGUCCCUCUGCCCAUGUUCUCCUUCACGGGUUCCAGGGGUUCUUUCCGUGGUGACACCAACUUUUACGGUAAACAGGGAAUCUACUUUUACACUCAGAUCAAGACGGUCACCUCGCAGUGGAAGGCAGAGGAUGCCACCUUGAAAUCGCCUGCUGUGACCAUGCCCACGAUGGGGCGCUAAGCUGACUUCCUGGCAAGAAAAUCUCCUGCAACUCCUUGAUCGAGGGAGCACUAGAUUUUAAGUGACUGUCUCUUCCCCUUAACUGCCACUGAUCAUGAAACCAACAAACCUCCACAACACAAGUGUAAAAGUAGGCCUUAAAGUUCAGACAAAUGCUAAUUUACUGGUCAUUUCAUUCUUCUGUCAUUUUUGCUGCUGCACAACUGCCUGUGACAUUUCAUGUGUUCAGUAACAUUUUUUCUGAACUAUACAGGUUUCUACUUACAGGUGAUGUAGGUUGACUUGUGUAACGAAGCUGUAACAUUGUAUAGUAUAUGCAGUAGUCCUAACAUGACAACAGUAGUCCUGUAGAUUUUCCCCAUAAGAUUAUUGAAUGAAAUGACCUGUACAAUUAAUAACUUGAUUGUGCCCACAUGGAACUGUUUCUUGAAUGUCAGGGUGUAUAACAUGUUAUUCGUUCUCUCCAGAAUGUGACGUUUUUGAAUUAAACUAGCAGUUCUUUAGCUCAUGUUGCAUCACACACAGAUGUCUGUGAAGCAAUUGUCAAAUCAACACAAACAGUAAGCCUUUUAUUUAUCAGCUGUUACCCAAAAACGUUUAGAUUUAUACACUUAGCAGACGCUUUUGUCCAAAGAGACUUACAACGGAUACCAUGUAGUGUUACUAGCCCACACAC
Molecule: messenger RNA, 2388 nt
Organism: Scleropages formosus (Asian bonytongue)
Lineage: Eukaryota; Metazoa; Chordata; Actinopteri; Osteoglossiformes; Osteoglossidae
Gene: aldh6a1
Product: aldehyde dehydrogenase 6 family, member A1
Exons: 12
Coding region: 135-1712 (525 amino acids)
Biological process (GO): thymine catabolic process; L-valine catabolic process
Cellular component (GO): mitochondrion
Molecular function (GO): methylmalonate-semialdehyde dehydrogenase (acylating, NAD+) activity
Source: RefSeq, a predicted model, not a curated record